Molecule: messenger RNA, 2028 nt
Organism: Triticum turgidum subsp. durum (durum wheat)
Lineage: Eukaryota; Viridiplantae; Streptophyta; Magnoliopsida; Poales; Poaceae
Source: the annotation of a GenBank genome assembly
AUGGCCGCCACGCCGGAGGAGUUCCUGGGGCAGCAGGGUUUCCUUGCGCGCCUCGAGCCGCCGUCCCCGUCCCUCUUCCUCGACCUGCCGCCCACGCCCCGCGACGACGACGGCCACUCCUCCUUCGACGACAUGGUGCUCCCCUACAUCUCGCGCCUGCUCAUGGAGGAGGGCACGGAGGACCACCUCUUCUACCUCUACCCCAACCACCCCGCCGUCCUGCGCGCGCAGCAGCCCUUCGCGCAGAUCCUCGUCGACCUCGCCGACAGCGCCAGCGCCAGCGGCUCCACCUCCUCGCCCUCCUCCUCUUCCGACGCAACUGCCUCCACCACCCCCAGCACCGCAACUGCUUCGGCAUCGGCAUCGGCAUCGCCCGACGACGCACCAGUCCAGAUCUCACGGCCGCCCUACACCGACGUCAACGGCCAUGCCUCCGCCUCCCCGGACAAUCACAGCCCAGGGCUCCUCAACGGCGACGAGAUGGCCAAAAGGCCGAGCUCUGACUUGUUCAAUCACUUGUUGCCCCGCGACGAGGACAUGCUCAACCUGGCCUUCCUCAAAGGCAUGGAGGAGGCUAGCAAGUUCUUGCCGCCCGACAUCACCCUGUCCAUCAACGAGGGGACAGUGGUGGGAGGCGGGAAUGCUGUCAGCCUCAACAACAAGAAGAGGGCCGCACUGGCACUGGAGCCGGAUGUGGGCAGGCCCAGCAAAUUGAUGAUGCCGGAGCAGGAGGAACGCAAGAUGUUUGACGAAAUGAUGUUCCAGGAACACGAGAUAUGCAUGAAGGGGACUCAGAACCUGACCGCCGCAGUGGACGGCGAGCCCGGGAAGAACAGCCGGAAGAACGGCCGGUCGAGAAAGGCCGUGGAUGACAGUGAGAUGGUGGACCUGCACACGCUGCUGCUCAACUGCGCUCAGGCGCUGUCCACGGACAACCGCCAGAGCGCCAUUGAGCUGCUGAAGCGAAUCAGGCAGCAUUCGUCCCCGAAGGGGGAUGCAGGGCAAAGGCUGGCGCAUUAUUUCGCCAAUGGGCUGGAGGCACGGCUGGCGGGUAGGGGGAGCGAGCUUUACCAGUCACUCCUACUAAGCCGCAUCUCGGUAGCCGACUUCCUCAAGGCCAACCAGCUUUACAUGGCGGCUUGCUGCUGCAAGAAGGUGGCGUACAUCUUCGCCGACAAGACCAUCUGCAAUGCUGUGGCAGGUAAGAGACGGUUGCACAUUGUGGACUAUGGUCUGAAUCAAGGGCUCCAGUGGCCGGGUUUGCUACGCAUGCUCGCGGCUAGAGAAGGCGGGCCGCCGGAGGUGAGGAUCACCGGCAUUGACCUCCCUCAACCUGGGUUCCACGGAGCCUACCACAUCGAGGAGACGGGGCACAGGCUCAGCAACUUCGCCCGCGUGUUCGGCGUGCCGUUUAAGUUCCGUGGUAUCCCAGCAAAGCGGGAGACUGUCCGGCCGGAGGACCUGAACAUCGACCGGGACGAGGUGCUUGUGGUGAUCAGUCUUUGUCACUUCAGGCACCUGAUGGACGAAAGCCUCGGCUUUGAUGGUCCAAGCCCUAGGGAUCAGGUCCUCAACAACAUCAGGAAGAUGCGUCCAGAUGUGUUCAUCCAUGGCAUCAUGAAUGGCUCAUACGGUGCUACAUCCUUUCUGACACGGUUCCGCGAGGCACUGUUCCAUUACUCGGCCCAGUUCGACCUGCUGGACACAACCGCCCCCCGGGACAACGAAGGGCGUCUGCUGCUCGAGCGCGACAUCUUCGGCCGGUCUUGCCUGAAUGUCCUAGCAUGUGAAGGUGCGGACCGGGUGGAGCGCCCUGAGACGUACAAGCAGUGGCAGCUCCGGAACCACCGGGCUGGGCUGAGGCAGCUGCCGUUGAAUCCAGUGGUUGUUAAGCUUGUGCUGGACAAGGUCAAGGACAACUACCACAGGAACUUUGUUGUUGAUGCGGAUCAGCGGUGGUUGCUACACAGGUGGAAGGGGCGUGUGCUCUACGCCUGGUCAUCAUGGAUUGCAGCUGAUGCCACCUAG